This is a messenger RNA of Colletotrichum destructivum, 897 nucleotides long. RefSeq names its product Putative NmrA-like domain, NAD(P)-binding domain superfamily. The record is from RefSeq and is a predicted model, not a curated record. The transcript has a single exon. NCBI's taxonomy places the organism in Eukaryota, Fungi, Ascomycota, Sordariomycetes, Glomerellales, Glomerellaceae. Bases 1 to 897 code for a protein of 298 amino acids. Gene Ontology annotation, cellular component: nucleus.
AUGUCAAAGAACAUCCUUGUCAUCCCUGGCAGUGGUAAACAGGGCCGGGGGACUUGCUCGGCCUUGACGAAACAGGGGUUCAAUGUCCAUGCUCUUGUCAGAGACCCAGCUUCCGCCAACAGCCAGCAACUCCAGAAGAUGGACGUGACCCUGCAUAAGGGUGACCUCGACGACAUUACUUCAGUCCAGGCCUCAAUGAAGGACAUCCAAGGCCUCGUUUUCUCGAUUCUCGCACACCCAUUCGACGAGCAGCGCCAAGCCUCAAAUGUCAUCUCUGCCGCGGCCGAGGCGGGUGUCAAGCACAUCGUUUACUCCAGCGUUGCUCAAACCGGCGAGCACGAGAAGUUCCCCGGUUGGGGGGAAAACUUCCCCCUAUCUUGGUACUGGCUCAACAAGCAGGCCAUCGAGGAUAUGGUGCGAUCGUCGUCCGUUCCCGCCUGGACUAUCUUACGGCCGGCAUUUUUCAUGCAAAACUUCACCCGACCAACGUGCGAAUUGAUGUUUCCUGGUCUCGCCGACCACCAAGAGCUCCGGGCUGCCUACACACCCGAUACCCGUCUUGACCUCGUCGACGUGGUGGACAUUGGGGUGUUCGCCGGCGAGGCUUUCCGGAAGCCCGAGGACUUCCACGGCAAAGCUCUGGCCCUUGCCGGCGAAAGCCUCACUUUGGCGGAAAUCGCGACGCGACUCUCAACCAUUAGCGGCAAGCCAGUAAAACCCAGAUACCUCACUGAGGCCGAUGUCGAGAAAUUGAGGCGUCAGCAAUGGCUGCCAGUCGAAAGCUUCGAAUGGCAACGGGAGGUCGGCUACCAAGUCGACAUCGAUGGCCUGCGCCAGUUGGGGGUUCCUCUGCGAACGUUGGAUGACGCCCUCAGCAAGGAUAGCCUCGGUUGGUGA